Trichoderma citrinoviride is the source of this 1473-nucleotide messenger RNA. RefSeq names its product L-arabinitol 4-dehydrogenase. The coding region runs from base 277 to 1410 and encodes 377 amino acids. Gene Ontology annotation, biological process: D-sorbitol catabolic process. The record is from RefSeq and is a predicted model, not a curated record. Lineage: Eukaryota; Fungi; Ascomycota; Sordariomycetes; Hypocreales; Hypocreaceae. The transcript is spliced from 2 exons. Gene Ontology annotation, molecular function: L-iditol 2-dehydrogenase (NAD+) activity.
AAAACCCCCACAUCAUCAUCGCAUGGGGAUGGUGAGGGGACGGGGAGGGGACGUAGGAGCUUUUUGGAGGUGUACUCGGUAGCUGCCUUACCUUUUAUAGCCGUCAUUGCCAUUCUGGACCCCAAAGAGACGGAGACAGACAACAGAAACAGGAAAAGAGAGCGUAUAUAAUCUUUCGCACACUCCCUCUGCUCCGGUAUCGUGGCUGUUUCCCAAUUUUACCAUCCUUUCAAGCCUCAAAUCCCUUCGCCAGUCACCACACACUCACAGCUCGCCAUGUCGCCUUCUGCGGUUGAUGACGCUCCCAAGACCAAAGGGGCAGCCAUCUCAGUCAAGCCCAACAUUGGCGUCUUCACAAAUCCCAAGCAUGACCUCUGGAUUAGCGAAGCUGAACCCAGCGCCGAUGCCGUCAAAUCGGGCGCCGAUCUGAAGCCUGGCGAGGUGACUAUCGCUGUCCGCAGCACUGGUAUCUGCGGCUCAGACGUUCAUUUCUGGCAUGCCGGGUGCAUUGGGCCCAUGAUCGUCGAGGGCGACCACAUCCUCGGCCACGAAUCUGCCGGUGAGGUCAUCGCCGUCCACCCGACUGUCACUGGCCUCCAAGUCGGCGAUCGGGUUGCCAUCGAGCCCAACAUCAUCUGCAACGCAUGCGAACCCUGCCUGACAGGUCGCUACAACGGUUGCGAAAAGGUUGAGUUCCUGUCGACACCGCCAGUGCCAGGACUGUUGCGACGCUAUGUCAACCACCCGGCCGUUUGGUGCCACAAGAUUGGCAACAUGUCGUGGGAGAACGGCGCGCUACUGGAGCCCCUGAGCGUGGCUCUGGCCGGCAUGCAGAGGGCCAAGGUCCAGCUCGGUGACCCCGUGUUGGUCUGCGGCGCUGGUCCGAUCGGACUGGUUUCGAUGCUGUGCGCUGCCGCCGCUGGUGCGUGUCCCCUCGUCAUCACGGACAUCUCAGAGAGCCGCCUGGCGUUUGCAAAGGAGAUCUGCCCCCGCGUCACCACGCACCGCAUUGAGAUUGGCAAGUCGGCCGAGGAAACGGCCAAGGGCAUUGUCAGCUCUUUUGGAGGCAUCGAGCCGGCCGUGACACUGGAGUGCACCGGCGUCGAGAGCAGCAUUGCGGCGGCCAUCUGGGCCAGCAAGUUCGGAGGCAAGGUCUUUGUAAUUGGCGUGGGCAAGAAUGAGAUCAACAUCCCCUUCAUGAGGGCGAGCGUACGAGAGGUCGACAUCCAGCUGCAGUACCGCUACAGCAAUACCUGGCCUCGUGCCAUCCGCCUGAUUGAGAACGGCGUCAUCGAUCUGUCCAAGUUCGUGACGCAUCGCUUCCCGCUGGAGGAGGCCGUCAAGGCAUUUGAGACGUCAGCAGACCCCAAGAGCGGCGCCAUCAAGGUCAUGAUCCAGAGUCUGGAUUGAGAGCGAGCUGCCAGUAGAUGAUAGAACGUUGAAGAGGGAAAGACUGCGGGCGCAAGGAUUGGG